UGAAUCAUCAUCCAUUUUGAAGCUAACUUGUUGGUAUUCGCUAUUGGAUUAGCACUGAUUUCUUGACAUAUUUGUGGAUCGAUUCCGACCUAAUUUUCAGAAAAAUGGGUGGUUGUGCUGCACCAAAUUGUUCGAAUCAGUCUAAAAAUAACUUUAGGAUGUUUCGUUUCCCUAGAAAUGAAGAAAGACGAAGAAAAUGGAUAGUUAAUUCUCGUCGAGAUCAAUGGAUCCCGGGCCCAGGAGCGUAUCUUUGUGAGGUACAUUUUGAAGAAAAUCAAUUUGAAUGCUCUAGGCAAGAUGGGCGUAAAAAACUCAAGCCCAAUGCUGUGCCAACUCUUUUCAAUGUGCCUAAUCCCCCACAACUGUUGACCCCACAGCGUCUAAAAGGCAUUGGUUUACCAAAGCACCGUUCAGUUACAUCCAAUUUUUGUAAUGGUGGCUUGCUGCACAGUUUACCUUUAUCAACUGAAGCGAUUUCUGUUGCUGAACCAUCUGUUGUUCAUUUGCCACAACCUUCAGCUUCAUAUUUUGGAGAAAUAAAUUUUGCUGCCGAAGUAUCUGAUGUUUGUUUGCAAGAACAAGCUUCAACUUCAUCUUGUGAUAAAAUGCCAUCUAUUUGUGAAGGAUCUCAUGUUUGUUUGCAAGAACAGCCUUUAGCCUCAUUUUGCAAUGAAAUACCAUCUAUUUGUGAAGGCUCUGAUGAUGUUCUUUUAAGGAAUUUUAUAAAACAGCAGACUGAAUUGAUCUCGCUUCUGCAAUGCCAGAACAAAAUAUUACUGAAAGAACUUACAGCAACCAAAAAAAAAAAAAAAAAAAAAAAUGAAAUUAAUGUUUUAAAAAAAUGGCAUAGCACUGAAAUUCAACUUCAUGACCUUCAAGUACAGCAUGAGGAAUUGCUGAAAGGAGUGAAAACAUUUCUUUCAGAUGAACAAAUAGCAAUGUUGAAAAUUCCUCGUAGAAGCAUUGCAAAAUGGUCUAACGAGGGAAUAAUAAAAGGCCUCAAAGUUAGAUUUGCCUUGGGCAAGCAUGGUUAUAAUUACUUGCACAGAAUAGGUUUUCCUGUGCCUUCAUACAGCACUUUAAAUAAAAGACUUCAAGGUCUUGAAAUGAAUUUUGGAGUCAUCAGUGAGAUGAUUGAACCUUUGAAAAUUAAAGAGAGAAAAAAUGAAUGCUAG
Stegodyphus dumicola is the source of this 1175-nucleotide messenger RNA. RefSeq lists its product as uncharacterized. The record is from RefSeq and is a predicted model, not a curated record. Gene Ontology annotation, molecular function: RNA polymerase II cis-regulatory region sequence-specific DNA binding; DNA-binding transcription factor activity. NCBI's taxonomy places the organism in Eukaryota, Metazoa, Arthropoda, Arachnida, Araneae, Eresidae. Gene Ontology annotation, cellular component: nucleus. Gene Ontology annotation, biological process: regulation of transcription by RNA polymerase II.